UAGACGAAGUGCAUGCACAUUGUGUAUGUACAGGUUGUUAGAGAGAGAAUCUGUGGAGUUUUUAGUGAGAGAAAGUGAGGUAAGAGAAGGUGAAGGGAAAAAAAAAAAGAAAAGAAAAGAAAAGAAAAGAAAAGAAGAGAAAAGAAAAGGAAAAAGCUCAGCUCAGCUCACGAGCUCUUCUCUCUCUGUUCACCGCCUGGCCAAGCUCUCGAUUUGCCAACAAAAAAGAAGAAACAAAGGAAACCCACUAGGGUGGGUAAAGAUUUUCACGGGCAAAACCCCAUCUCCGGUCUCUUUCCUCACCCACCCACCACCAAUCUUUUCCCUCUUCUCAAACUCGAAGGCCCUGCUUCUGCCACGUUGCCUCCACCAUCAUCGCCCGUCCAUCUUUCUAGCUCGAUCUCGAUCUUGGCUUCCUUUUGGAUGCUCACACUGUUCUGGGUACUGCUCGCCUUUUUUUUUGGGGGGGGGGAUCAAUCAAGUGAUGAUAAUGUGACGAGUGAUGUUGGGUUCUUAAUAGUUUUUGAAGAGGUUUUUCCUGUGUUGUCUAUUGAGUAAAAGAGAGAGAUACGUACGGAAAUGGAUCGGCAACCGGUCAGUGUUGGGCCGGGCAUGGAUAUGCCGAUUAUGCACGAUAGCGAUCGGUAUGAGUUGGUUCGGGAUAUUGGUUCCGGGAAUUUUGGGAUUGCGAGGUUGAUGAGGGAUAAGCAGACUGACGAACUUGUUGCUGUCAAAUAUAUCGAGAGAGGUGAGAAGAUUGAUGAAAAUGUACAAAGGGAAAUUAUAAAUCAUAGGUCACUGAGGCAUCCGAACAUCGUUAGAUUCAAAGAGGUCAUAUUAACACCAACCCACCUGGCUAUAGUUAUGGAAUAUGCAUCUGGAGGAGAGCUCUUUGAGCGGAUAUGCAAUGCAGGGCGGUUCAGUGAGGAUGAGGCACGCUUUUUCUUCCAACAACUUAUAUCAGGCGUAAGCUACUGUCAUGCGAUGCAAGUAUGCCACCGUGACUUGAAAUUGGAGAACACCUUAUUAGAUGGAAGUCCGGCCCCUCGUUUGAAAAUCUGCGAUUUUGGGUACUCCAAGUCAUCAGUGCUACAUUCACAACCAAAAUCGACUGUUGGAACUCCUGCUUACAUAGCUCCUGAAGUGUUACUUAAGAAAGAAUAUGAUGGCAAGAUUGCAGAUGUGUGGUCUUGUGGGGUAACCUUAUACGUUAUGUUGGUCGGAGCUUAUCCAUUUGAAGACCCUGAAGAGCCUAAGAACUUCCGCAAGACAAUCCAUCGAAUACUGAAUGUCCAGUAUUCAAUUCCUGACUACAUUUACAUAUCUCCUGAGUGUCGUCAUUUGAUCUCGAGAAUAUUUGUGGCUGACCCUGCAAAGAGAAUAACCAUUCCCGAGAUUAGGAAUCACGAAUGGUUUCUGAAGAACUUCCCAGCAGAUUUGAUGGAUGAGAACACAAUGAACCAGUUUGACGAACCUGAUCAACCCAUGCAAAGUACUGAGGAGAUCAUGCGGAUAAUAGCUGAGGCCACCAUUCCUGCAGCAGGCACACAUAGUCUGAACCAAUAUUUGACUGGUAGCCUGGACAUUGACGAUGACAUGGAGGAGGAUAUAGAAACUGAUCCCGAUCUCGAUAUCGAUAGCAGUGGAGAGAUCGUUUAUGCAAUGUGAUUCCAACAGGCUUUUUGGAGGGAAAGUUUUUAAAUGAUCCGGCUUAUUGAGUGUGUAAGAACAGAGGAAGAAGAAGCUUUGGGUCUUUGUUUGCAAAGGAAGUUCUAUAGUUAAGGAUUUCUAUGUCUUGAGUGAGAGAAUCAGGCUUUAUUUGUCACCUGUCUCAGUUAAGCCUCCCCUCUUCUGUCUGAUCUUUAUUUGGCUCAACCUCUUUCAAGUUGCAUAUAUGUACUGAUGUGUACCCUUCCUGACACAGUAAUGUUUCAUGUUAUCUUUAGUCUGCGUGGAUGUUCCAUCAUUUUCG
Messenger RNA from Carica papaya (papaya), 1972 nucleotides. It is a transcript of the gene OST1, whose product is annotated as Protein kinase superfamily protein. Gene Ontology annotation, cellular component: nucleus. Gene Ontology annotation, biological process: protein phosphorylation. Gene Ontology annotation, molecular function: ATP binding; protein serine/threonine kinase activity. Lineage: Eukaryota; Viridiplantae; Streptophyta; Magnoliopsida; Brassicales; Caricaceae. The record is from RefSeq and is a predicted model, not a curated record.